AUGUCCGCAAGCAUCCACCGCAGCAAAUCUAGACAUGUGGAGCCAUGUGCUCUAGUUGUAAACGCGAUAUUCAAGGCCGCCGGCGCGUACACGAGCGGCGGGUCGCUGCCGCCCGUGUGCGAGCGUGGGGGCAUCACCUGUGAGAAGGAGCGCGUGGUGCGGAUGGAAUUCUCGCAAUGCAGCGACCCGCCCGCCCCCGCCAGGCUGGACGGCACGCUGCACUGGGCGCUGGGGUCGCUGGGCAGCCUGAGGGCGCUCAACCUCUCCUGCAACAGCCUGCGGGGGGGAAUUCCCAGCACGCUCACCAAGCUGCAGCACCUCACGGCGCUGGACCUGAGCUUCAACCGCCUGCGCACGCGCGUGCCGCGCUACCUCUUCCGCAUCCCCGCCCUCCACACGCUGCGCCUGCGCAACGCCGGCCUCUUUGGCGGGCUGCCCGUGAAACGAAAGAGCUUCUCACGCACGCUGCGGCAUGUAGACCUCGCGCACAACCGCCUGUGGGGCUCCCUGCCCAAGUCCAUGGCCAGAAUGCGCAAGCUAGAGAGCCUCGACCUGAGCUUCAACCGCCUCAGCAGCAGCAUCCCCAAAUCCUUCUCCCGCAUCACAUCGCUCCAGAGCCUCGAUCUGAGCUUCAACCGCUUCUCCGGCAGGCUCCCCGCGGGGCUGACGGCGCAGCGCAGCAUGGUGAGGCUGAGGAUGGCAGGCAACCGCUUCACAGACGUCAUUCCCGCGGGGCUGAGUGGGAUGACGCAGCUCAGGGUGAUGGACCUGAGCCGCAACCAGCUGCGCAAAGGCAUCCCUGCGGACUCCCUGUCCCACAGCAUCAUGCACUUGGACGUGUCACACAACCAGCUGUCAGGACUGCUCCCAACGACCGUGCAGAGCCUGGGUAACCUGACGCACCUCAACGUGGCGUGGAACAGCCUCGAGGGCACCGUGCCCACCGCUUUGAACGCGCUGCCUCUGCGCCACCUGGACCUCAACCACAAUGGCUUUAAUGGCUCGCUUGGGGUGACGGCCCGCGAUGCGCUGUAUGGUCGGAGCAACCGCUUCGACGGCGUGGUGGGGGAGGCGUUUGCCGAUGGAAACAAGGCCCCGCAGAAGGUUCUGGACCUCAGCUACAACCUGCUCACCGCACUCAACCCCUUCCGAAACUGGAAUUUCACGGAGCGGAUCAUCCUCUCUCAUAACGCCAUCCAAGAGACCGUGCCUGUGAAUUUCCUUGUCGAUGAUGCGGCAGCGGGUGGCACGCGCGCCAAGCACCUGGACCUGAGCUUUAAUCAGAUUGGCGGCACUUUGGAGCCGCUGAGCACGUUGACUGCGUUGACCAGCCUUGACCUGACGGGGAACCAGCUGACUGGAGGCGUGCCCACGUGGGUGAGCGCGCUGACGAGGCUGCGGCGGUUGCACCUGGGGGCGAACCAGCUGGGCGGGGCACUGCCUGCGGAGCUGCUUGCUGGAGGCUCGCUGUAUCAUUUGGACGUCAGCAGCAACGGCCUCUCAGGCGCGCUCCCCGUGUUCUCCAACUGCCCCGCGGUGCUGAAUCUCUCGAACAAUGCGCUGGAGGGCGCGCUGCCAGGGGCCAUGGACACCUGCCACGCCGAGCUCACGGACCUCGAUCUCUCGCGCAACAAGCUCUCCGGUGCCAUCCCCGGCGCGCUCGCGAAUCUGCUCUUCCUCCACCGCCUCAACCUCAGCCGCAACGCGUUCGCGGGCUCCAUUCCCGACGGCUUCGGCGCGCGGCGCGCGCUGCGGGAGCUCGACCUGUCGUAUAAUCUCCUCGAAGGGGAGAUUCCGACGGAUCUCGGCACCCACUUGGCGUUGAAGUCGGUCGCGCUGGGCGGGAAUCGGCUGUCCGGGCAAAUACCUUUCUUGCUGAGCACGUUUCCCGUAGCGAGCUUCAGGCCGGACAACUGGCAGCUGUGCGACGCGCCGCUUCCCAUGUGUAUCCCUGAUAUGGCCAUGUGA
Messenger RNA from Closterium sp. Yama58-4, 1968 nucleotides. The record is from the annotation of a GenBank genome assembly. NCBI's taxonomy places the organism in Eukaryota, Viridiplantae, Streptophyta, Zygnematophyceae, Desmidiales, Closteriaceae.